AUGAUGAGGUCCUCAGCAUGGGCCGCAUUCUCAUGGCGCGCCCUUGUGUUCUCACUACUCUGGACAGCCGUGAUAGCCAAGCAGGAUAAGCCGACAGUCGACGCUUCUGUUGCCAAGCAUCCUCCCCUUAACCUGAACUACUUCGAGGACAGUGACGUUAUCGUCUUCCAGGAUAUCGAGGAGAGAAAUGUUUGGAGAUCCGAAGAUGCAGGCAAAACCUGGGCGCAAGUCCCUGACAUACCCGAUCGAGCCGCGACCUUCCUAUACCUUCACCCGCACGAUUCUCACACUGCUUUCGUUCUUACUAAGGAUCGAAAGCAUUACAAAACCGAGGAUCGUGGCAAGAGCUGGAGUGAGUUCAGCAGUGGAACAAUGCCCAGUGCUUUCCAGCGUGAUACCAUGGUUUUCCACGCUGGCGAUCCGAAGCGCAUUAUCUUCAACGGAAUGAACUGCGAUGGUAUAUUCUGCGACGAGGAAACAACAUAUACCACCGAUGGGUUCAAAACUGUUCAGCAGCUCCGUCCUAGUACUUCCGGCUGCUGGUGGGCCAAGUCGAACCGAGAAUUCACAACUGGUGAUGCAGAUCUGGACAAGACCAGAAUUCUUUGCAUCGUCACCGAUCCUUUGAGCCUCUUCAAGACAAGCCAGAAGCUGUGCGUUUCAGAUAACUUUUUCGCCAAGGGUAGCAGUGGAAAAUACGACGAAUUUGAGCCCAGUCUGGACGGCCACCGCGAUGUGACCGGUGUUGUCAGUGUUGCUGCAGUCAAGAGCUUCAUCCUUCUUGCUUCUUCAUCCGUUGGAAGUGAUGAGAUGACUCUUUUCGUUACAAGCAACGCCCAGCAAUGGCACCGGGCUAUGUUCCCCACGGACGAUAGUCACGACCAUUCUCACAAGAUCAACCAGGAAGCAUACACUGUUCUCGAAAGCACCAACUACAGCAUUCAGGUUGAUGUCAUGACAUCUCACCCGUCCAAUCCUAUGGGAAUUAUCUUCACUAGCAACUCGAACGGCACAUAUUUCACGGAGAACAUUCCGUACACCAAUCGCAAUGCGAAGGGUAAUGUUGAUUUUGAGAAAAUCAGCGGAAUACAGGGUGUUUUUCUUGUUAAUACUGCCGAAAAUGGCAAGGACGUUGACGAGAAGAGCUCGAAGAAGGUCAUCGUGACCCAAAUCACCUUCGAUGAUGGUAGAACCUUUGCACCAGUCAAGGCUGGCGAUGAUCGCAUCCACCUGCAUUCCAUGACCGAAAUCAACAACAUCGGACGCAUUUUCUCCAGCCCAGCUCCUGGACUUGUCAUGGGCAAUGGAAACACAGGCGCAUCUCUCGGCGAAUUUGAGAGCUCAAGCCUUUACGUCUCCGACAACGCUGGAGUUACAUGGAAAAAGGCGCUUGAUGGCCCACAUAAGUAUGAGUUUGGUGACACCGGUAGCAUUUUGCUUGCAGUCAGGGAUUCUCUCAAGGAAGACGUCGACAAGGUUUCUUACUCCAUGGACUAUGGCGAGAACUGGGAGUCUGUUCCUCUGCCCGAUGGUCUGAAGGUCAGACCUGUCAUUCUUACUACCACGCAAGACUCGACAAGUCUCAAGUUUCUGCUGGUCGGCGAGAAAGAGAGGACAUUCCACAUGAUUGCAAUCAACUUUGAGGGCAUGGACAAGCGCACUUGCGAAAGUAAGGACAUGGAGUCAUGGUACGCUCGAGUCGACGACAAGGGAGAGGCAACUUGCAUUAUGGGUCACAAACAAACAUAUAACCGACGCAAGAAGUCAGCCGACUGCUUCUUGAAGGCUGAUUUCCGUGACCCCGAACCUGUCAUCGAGAAUUGCGAAUGUGCCGAUGCCGACUUCGAAUGCGAUUACAACUUCCAGAGAGACCCCGAAGACAACAAGGUGUGCAAAAAGGUUGGCCCUAUUCCCAUCCCUGAAGGUUCCUGCAAAGGCAAGGAUGAAAAUUUCAAGGGAUCGUCCGGAUGGCGUCUUAUUUCGGGCAACACAUGUACACGCAAGAGUGGUGCCCAGAAGGAUGAUCCAGUCGAGCGAAAAUGCUCUGAUGGUGGGGGCUCAGGUGGCGGCAGUACACCUGGCACUCCGGCCAGCGGCGAGAUCGAUAUCAAGACAAACGAGUUCGCAGACACCAAGGGGCAGGACAUGCAGAAGUUUUACUUGACUGGCAUUGAAUCCGGCCCCUCUGACGAGGUUGUCAUUGCUCGACCCAUCGGUGAGAAGACCAAUGAUGGCAAAGUUGAGGUGGAAAACAAAUUAUGGCUUACAUCGGACCACGGUAAAACCUGGAAGCGCAUCCUCGAGAAAGAAGAUAUUCUGGCUAUCAAGCCUCAUACUUACUUUAAAGAAUUUGCCUUCUUCCACACGAAGUCCGAAAAAGUCAUCUACACCAUCGAUCGUGGCCACAGCUUUCAUAGCUUCAAGACACCGUUCGUCGAUCCUGACGGCAAAGGCACGCUGAGCUUUCACCCAGACAAGAAGGAUUGGAUGCUCUGGGUCGGUAAGCGUUGCGACGAUGUGUCAGGAAGCAAAGAUUGCUUCCCUGAAGCCUCACUCUCUACCGAUCGUGGUGAUAACUGGAAGACUUUGCAGCGAUAUGCGACCCAGUGCGAGUUUACAGGAAACUCUGCCUACAAGUUCCGUGCUCAGGAUCAGAUCGUCUGUCUAGUCUACAAAGACGAGAACCCCGACAACGACAAGACCCUUGUCACCAUUGAGGAUUUUGCUCCUGAUGACAAGAUUAUCCACAAUGGCACGGUGGCAGCUUUCGCUACCAUGAAUGAGUUUAUUCUCGCUACUGACGAGGUUGCUAAAGACGGCAAGGAGAAGGGUGGCCUACAAGCCAUUGCAAGUAUGGACGGAAAACAUUUCGAAGCAGCCCAGUUCCCACACAACUUCCACGACUCUCAUUCGUCGCUUUACACCGUUCUUGAUAGUUCUAACCAUGCCGUCAAUCUGUUUGUCGCUACGGAUCUUUCCGAAGGCCGACGCAGGGGUUCAAUCAUCAAGAGUAACUCCAACGGCACGACAUAUGUCCUCAGCGCACCUAAUGUCAACUCUGACGAACUUGGCUAUGUAGACUUUGAAAAGGUUGCUGGUCUUGAGGGUGUCACUCUCAUCAAUGCUGUUGCGAGCCUCGACGAUAAGAACGGCAAGAAGAUACAAACCAAGAUUUCCCACAACGAUGGCGCAGAAUGGGGCUUCCUGCCACCACCAGCAAAAGGUGCCGAUGGAAAGUCCUACUCAUGCAGUUCAUCAGGAGACAGCGACUGUGCCCUCCAUCUCCACCACUACACCGAGCGUGAGAACAAGGGCAGGACAUUCUCUGCAAGCACCGCUGUCGGCUUAAUCUUUGGAUACGGAAAUGUCGGUUCAAGCCUGGGCGAUAUCAAGGAUGCCGAUACCUUUAUGUCAGCUGACGGUGGUAUCACUUGGAGAGCAGUCAAAAAGGGCGUCUGGACAUGGCAAUACGGUGACCAAGGCUCGAUCAUUGUUCUCGCACAGCGUGCUUCUCACGGGAAUAAUGUCAAGUCUAAGAUUGUUUCGUACUCCACCGACGAGGGUAACAAAUGGACCGACCAUGAGUUCAGCAAGACUGAAGUCACUAUCCAAGACUUAACAUCUGUUGUCAGUGGAACCUCUCGAAACUUCUUGGUCUGGUACCGAACCGAUGACAAGAAGCUUUUCACUGCCAAUCUUGAUUUUACAGGACUCGCCGACAAGCCCUGCAAGUAUUCUGAGGACGAUUCUUCAGACUAUGAUCUCUGGUCUCCCAGGCAUCCUCUUCAGUCGGACGACUGUCUGUUUGGUCACAAGGCCAAGUAUCUGAGGAAGAAGACAGACCGCAAGUGCUACAACGAAGCAAGCAUGUCACGACUGCGAGGACACGAAAACUGCGAAUGUACCCGGCGAGAUUACGAAUGUGCAUACAACUUCGAGCUCGACAACCACGGACAAUGUAAACUGGUUCCGGGUCAUGACGCCCUUUCUGGUGAAGAUUGGUGCAAGCAGAAUCCCAAUGAAACAUCCUGGUUCGGUCCUACAGGAUAUCGUCGCAUCCCACUGACUACCUGUGAUGGCGGCCAGGAGCUGGACAAGACGUCUGAAGAAUACGCUUGCCCGGGACACCAAGACGAGUUCGAACGUAAGCAUCGCACUUCAGGCUGGGCUAUCUUCUUUGCUAUCGUCAUCCCUGUUGGAUUUGCAGCCGCGUUUGGCUGGUACGCCUGGCGUAACUGGAGCGGAAAGUUUGGCCAGAUUCGACUGGGCGACAACAGCGCAACCUUUGACAGCGAGCAACCCUGGAUUAAGUACCCGGUCAUCGCUGUCUCUGCGCUGGCAGCCGUUGUUGCUGCGUUGCCGCUUGUUCUAGCUUCCGUGUGGCGAUCUGCCUUUGGUGUCUACGAGCGUGUUGCAAGCCGCAGCAGAGGCGGCAACUGGUCUAGACGAUACACAACACGAGACAGUUUCGCCAGGGGACGGGGCGAUUACUCUAUGGUCGAUGAUGAUGAGGGUGAGUUGCUCGGUGACGAGAGCGACGAGGAAGUUUAA
Fusarium sp. VM40 is the source of this 4551-nucleotide messenger RNA. NCBI's taxonomy places the organism in Eukaryota, Fungi, Ascomycota, Sordariomycetes, Hypocreales, Nectriaceae. The record is from the annotation of a GenBank genome assembly.